Messenger RNA from Striga hermonthica, 321 nucleotides. Lineage: Eukaryota; Viridiplantae; Streptophyta; Magnoliopsida; Lamiales; Orobanchaceae. The record is from the annotation of a GenBank genome assembly.
AUGAUCACGCGAUCGAAUUUGGCGGAGCAGCUGAGAGAAUAUCAGAUUCGAUCUAAGCACAAUUGGGCUUCGCUUUCCUUUUUCUCCUCCACCUCCAAGUCCGCCUCUUCUAGGGUUGACGUCGCCAUUUUUGUCAUAUGGGAACUUGUGAUUUUGGCAUUUCUCGUUUUCUCAGGCAUUUCAUUGUAUUUUAGGAAGUUGAAGCUCACAAUAAUCUUGUUAUGUAUUUCGGUGUUGUUGCUUUUAUUCAUGAGGAUUACGAAGCAAGUUAGAUUGGCUCGGAAGAAGAAACGAAGGAUGCUACUUCCUUUAUCUAUGUAG